Molecule: messenger RNA, 3278 nt
Organism: Ficedula albicollis (Collared flycatcher)
Lineage: Eukaryota; Metazoa; Chordata; Aves; Passeriformes; Muscicapidae
Gene: RECQL
Product: RecQ like helicase
Exons: 17
Coding region: 60-2045 (661 amino acids)
Biological process (GO): double-strand break repair via homologous recombination
Cellular component (GO): cytoplasm; chromosome
Molecular function (GO): four-way junction helicase activity; 3'-5' DNA helicase activity; ATP binding
Source: RefSeq, a predicted model, not a curated record
AGUGACAAUUGCUUGGUUAAAUAAGAUCUCCUAAAGAUAACGUUCUUUAAUCUCCAAAGAUGACAGCUGUUGCAGUGCUAGAGGAGACGCUAGUGUCAAUUGAGAAUGAGCUGCAAGCAGUGGAGAUGCAGAUACAGGAACUUGUGAAUAAGCAGCAGGAACUCCUUCAAAAGAAGAUGAGAGUAAAGGAUCUGAUAAAACAGUCCUCAGGAGACUUGGAGGCAGGUGGAAGUAAAGACACUGAAGCCUCAGCUGAGGAAUGGAACAAAAUAGAUUUUCCGUGGUAUGAGAAGCUAAAAACUGCACUGCAGAGCAAAUUUAAACUCCAUAAGUUUAGAUCACUGCAACUUGAGACAGUAAAUGCUGCAAUGGCAGGAAAGGAUAUAUUUCUUGUCAUGCCUACAGGUGGUGGGAAGAGCCUUUGUUACCAGUUACCAGCUGUCUGUUCUGAUGGUUUCACGCUGGUGAUAUGUCCUUUGAUAUCUCUCAUGGAAGAUCAGCUCAUGGUUUUGGAACAGCUUGGUAUUUCUGCAACCUUAUUAAAUGCCUCAAGCAGCAAGGAACACGUGAAGUGGGUCCACAUGGAAAUGGUAAAGAGGAAUUCACAACUGAAGCUUAUUUAUGUGACCCCCGAGAAGAUUGCAAAGAGCAAAAUGUUCAUGUCCAAGCUGGAGAAAGCUUAUCAGGCUGGGUGCCUGACUCGCAUUGCUGUGGAUGAGGUGCAUUGCUGCAGUCAGUGGGGCCACGACUUCAGGCCUGACUACAAGUCUCUUGGUAUCCUAAAAAGACAGUUUCCCAAUAUCCCCUUGAUUGGAUUGACAGCAACAGCUACCAAUCAUGUUUUAAAGGAUGCUCAGAAGAUUUUACAUAUUCAGAAGUGCAUUACCUUUACUGCUUCCUUCAACAGACCCAACCUUUACUAUGAGGUUCGGCAUAAGCCUUCAAACAACGAAGACUUCAUUGAGGACAUAGUUAAGACCAUUAAUGGAAGAUACAAAGGACUGUCAGGAAUUGUUUACUGCUUUUCUCAGAAGGAUUCUGAGCAAGUUACUGUGAAUUUGCAGAAACUGGGAAUCAAGGCAGGGACUUACCAUGCAAACAUGGAUGCUACAUAUAAAGCCAAAGUUCAUAAAGGAUGGGCAACAAAUCAAAUUCAGGUUGUAGUGGCAACUGUUGCUUUUGGCAUGGGAAUUGAUAAACCUGAUGUAAGGUUUGUAAUUCAUCACUCUAUGAGCAAGUCCAUGGAAAACUACUACCAAGAGAGUGGACGUGCAGGUAGAGAUGACCAAAAAGCUGACUGCAUUCUAUAUUAUGGGUUUGGGGAUAUAUUCAGAAUCAGCUCCAUGGUGGUGAUGGAAAAUGUUGGCCAAGAGAAACUGUAUGACAUGGUAUCUUAUUGCCAAAAUAUGAACAAGUGUCGCCGAGUACUCAUAGCCCACCACUUUGAUGAAGUGUGGGAUUCUGCAAACUGCAAUAGAAUGUGCGAUAACUGCUGUAGAGAGAAAGCAUGUGAGAAGAUGGAUAUAUCAGGAUACUGUAGGGAUCUAAUAAAGAUCAUUGAGCAAGCUGACAGCAUGAGUGAGAAACUCACCCCACUGAAAUUAAUCGACGCCUGGUCUGGGAAAGGUGUGUCCAAAUUCAGGGUGCCUGAAGUUACUCCACCCAAGCACCCCCGAGAGGAGCUGGAGAGAAUUAUUGCCCAUUUACUGCUGCAGCAGUAUCUGAAGGAGGAUUUCAGCUUCACAGCCUUUGCUACAAUAUCCUACCUGAAGGUGGGACCAAAAGCCUGGCUGCUGAAAAACGAGGGACACGUCAUCACCAUAGAAGGGAUAACAAACAGGAGAAGUGUUUUCAAGGCCAAACCAUCUCAAUCUUCAAAUUCAAAAGGAAGCAGAGAAAAUGCCCAGAAUGGAUCAAAGACUGUCCAAGAUUCAGUGAUGAAGAAAUCACAGGAACAUAAACGGCCCAGCUGUGGUCCUAACUUAAAAGCAAAAAAGCCUAAGCUUCAGGCAGGUGGAAAUGACCAACCAGUAGUUAUUGACUGAGUGCCACAGACUACAUUUAGGAUCAUGGUUCUGCUGCAUGGACAAUGCAGUAUGAAAAGUCACAGAAGUCCGCUGCAGUUGGAUAAAUUCUUGCUCUCCUUCUUAUAUAGUGGCGAGAUAGUUCACAUCAAAACAUUACAGAAAAUAGAACAAGUUCUUCAACAGAAGGAAUACAGGGAAUUAAUAUAAAUGACACAAAGGUCCAGUUUCAUUUGAUGAAUGGCAGUUCCAUGUUAUGGAGAAGCAGUGCUCACCCUGCCUCCUCUAAUUCUGAAGACCUACAGCAGUAAAACUUCACCUUUGCCUUCCAAGCUGUUGGGGGUUGGGGUUUGUUCCCUUACUGUCCCAGUUUAAAGAAUUUUUCCCAUUAUUAUGCUAAGGAAGCCUGCCGGGUUACACCCAGGCUCCUUUCAGGACUCGAGACAAAGGGGUAGGUGGGGGGCUGGCUUCCGGGGUUUUUUUUUCCACUCUGGCCGGCGAGGUCUGAGGGAGGAGGACUGCCCCAUCUCCAGCCCACGUGGUCCGAACACCGAGGGAGCGAGGUUCUCUGAGGUCGGACGCUGCCCUGCGUCUGCUCCGCAUCCAGCUACUACCUCUAAGACACAGCUGACCACCAAAAAACCCAAACGGUGAGCGGAGAGCCUUUCCUCUAUCCUUUCUUCUACGUAGGACACAGCUGCCGCUGCUGUCUUCCGCCCCUCCCCUGCCCCCUCCGCAGCAGCGCGGACCCUGCCACGCCUUCCACCACCGGGAACAGACACAGGCAGACUGUCUGCGGCUGAAGAAAGGACUGGAACUGAGUUAUUUGUUUUGUUUUGUUGUUCAUUUUCAUAGCUGCUGUUGUUUCUGUUUGUCCGGUUAGAUACAUUAGUAAAGAGCUGUUAUUCCUACCCCCUUACCUCUGCCUGAGAGUUCCUGAUUCAAAAAUUAUAAUACUUGGGAGGGAGGGGGCUUACAUUCUCUGUUUCAAAGAGGAGCUUCUUUAUUGGCAGACAUCUGUCCUUCAAACCAGGACACAAGCUUAAUUUUCAGUCCAUUAAGUCAUUUCUCAGGUGAAAACUUUUCCACAUCUUUGACUAUAUCUUACUCUUUCCUGUACAAAGAGGAGAAGCUACAGUAGAACUAAAAGAGAAUAAAAAAUAAUUCCUUCGGUAGCUUUCCACUGUACCGUUAUACCAGGUACCACACACACCUUCCCAGGGAAAUUUCUAUGCGUGCCUACUUCCUGUUUAU